Astyanax mexicanus (Mexican tetra) is the source of this 5698-nucleotide messenger RNA. It is a transcript of the gene qrfprb, whose product is annotated as pyroglutamylated RFamide peptide receptor b. Gene Ontology annotation, biological process: G protein-coupled receptor signaling pathway. Lineage: Eukaryota; Metazoa; Chordata; Actinopteri; Characiformes; Acestrorhamphidae. The coding region runs from base 2 to 1405 and encodes 467 amino acids. The transcript has 7 exons. The record is from RefSeq and is a predicted model, not a curated record. Gene Ontology annotation, cellular component: membrane. Gene Ontology annotation, molecular function: peptide binding; G protein-coupled receptor activity.
GAUGUAUGUGAGCGCGUGUGGUGCUCAGAUCAGAUCAGCGCGGGAGUGCUGGGGUCACUCCAACCUUGUGCGCGCGCGCCACUUGCUCCUCACACGAGGGUUACAAGAAACAGAAAACCCCUCGUGCCUCCCUGCACUCCAUCAGGUCCGGUACCGCCGCUGCACCAUGACAGCCGCCGCGUCCACGGUGGCGAGCGCGAGCGUCGCGCGCAUCACGCCCGAGCUGCUGCGCGACCUGCUGCGCCGCUACAACCUCUCGCGCCACGAGUUCAUCCGCGCGUACGGAGUCCCGCCGCUCGUCUACACGCCCGAGCUGCCCGCGCGCGCGCGCACCGCCUUCGUGCUCACCUACGCCGCGAUCUUCGCGCUCGCGCUGCUGGGGAACGGCGUGGUGCUGUGCGUGCUGGCGCGCGAGGGAGCCGCGCGGCGCGCCUCCAGCCUCUUCAUGUGCUCGCUCGCGCUCAGCGACCUGCUCAUCACCUUCUUCUGCGUGCCCUUCACCCUCCUGCAGAACAUCUCCUCUCAGUGGAGCGGAGGUGUCCUGGUGUGUAAAACUGUCCCGUUCGUCCAGACCACAGCGAUAGUGACGGGCAUCCUCACCAUGACCUGCAUCGCUGUGGAGAGAUACCAGGGCAUCGUCCAUCCCCUUAAAAUGAAGAGGCAGUACACUCCCAAACGUGCUUAUAAAAUGCUGGGACUGGUGUGGGUGGUCUCCAUCAUGGUGGGGUCUCCGAUGCUGUUCGUCCAGCAAUUAGAGGUGAAGUAUGAUUUCCUGUAUGAGCAUCAUCACGUGUGCUGUCAGGAGCUGUGGGGUUCGGAGCUUCACCGUAAGAUCUACACCACCUUCAUCAUGGUGGCACUGUUCCUGCUGCCGCUGGCUGCCAUGCUCUUCCUCUACACCCGCAUCAGCAUCGAGCUGUGGAUCCGCAAACGAGUCGGAGACGUCUCCGUCCUCAGCACCAUGAACCACCGAGAGAUCAGCAAGAUAUCCAGGAAGAAAAAACGUGCCGUCAAGAUGAUGAUCACAAUCGUUCUGAUGUUCACCAUCUGCUGGGCCCCUUUCCACACUGUCCACAUGCUGUUUGAAUAUAAUGACCUGGAGUCGAAGUACGACGAUGUGACUCUGAACAUGAUCAUCGCUGUGGUGCAGGCCAUCGGCUUCUCCAACUCCUUCAACAACCCCAUCGUCUACGCCUUCAUGAACGAGAACUUUAAGAAGAGCUGCGUCUCCACGCUCUCAGCCUGUCUGCGCCGACCCCGGCGGCUAGAUGGCGCUCCCGAGAGAGCAAACCUCAGCGUGCAGUUCUCCAGACCACUAAAACGACAAGCGUUUAUGGGAAACGACUCGGCUAACAUGGAUCAGAACGGGGGGAGCAGCAGGACCUCUGAACUUCCAGCCACGUAAAAAUAUCGGCUGGUGACAAUUCAGAACAAUUCAGAACUGCAAACAAGCGUCAAACCUUUUAGUGACAUUUUCUGGGUCUGGGUCAUUUUACUUCAUCACAGAACCAGAGAACUGCUUUGGACUCGGGCUCAAGUUUCUGUGCUGGAGUCUAUGGUUCUGAAUCAACACCAUGAGCUUGAUUUAGAGUUUAUAUACUGUAUAAAGCUCACAUAGACUAUGUCUAUUAAAGAAUGAGGAUGAAGUACUGGAGCGGGUUAAAUGUGAAUAAGAUUAUGCUUGCGAUAUUCAUCCAUCAGUACAGGUCAACCACCUGUAACCUGCGUUGAUGAAUGCUAUUUUUGCUAUGUUUAUUUACUUUAUUUAUAUAGUUAUAAAUAAAGACUGAAAGGACAUUUAGGAAUCAUUAUAUUUUUGGCUUUGUUGCAUAAACUUUCAACAAAGCCCUGUGAAGUCCCUCAAGGUUCUAUUUUAGGGUCUAUGCUUUUUUAUACGCUACUUUUUGGCAAUGUCAUUGAGAAACUCAAGAUCAGUUUCCAUAGCUAUGCUGAUUAAACUCAAUCAAAAACAUUUUUAUCACCGUGUUCUAGGUGACAAAGUCUUACAUUGUUGAUGUCAUGAAGAACCUUUGUUUUUAAUUUACUUCUGGACACAACAUAAAUCUUGGUUGUUCUUGUGCAUUGUGUCACAAGUGGGUUUUACAUCCACUAAGUUUUUGUGAAUUUUAAAAAUGCAUAAUAAUUUUACAAAGACCAAAAAAAAAAAAAAUCUCAAAGUUUUUAAAGCUAAAUUGAGAAAAAAAGAGAUGGAAACGUUUUUUGUUUUUUUUUAAAUAAAUGAUGACGUAUCAAGCUGUAAGAACCUCUGGCACAUCUGGAAAUAUGACAUUUUUCAAUAGAUCCGUUCUUUUGCCUGACAUACAUUGUAUACAUAAUGAUAACCUGGCUAACACCAUAUGUCUCCAUAUCUCUCCUCCCCUCUCCAUCCCAUACUACCCUAUACUCCCCUACACCCCCUGUACUCUCCUACACCGCUUAUACUCCCCUACUAUACUCCUUCUCUUCCUAUACUACACUAUAAUACCAUAUAUUGCCCUAUACUACCCUAUUCUCCCUAUACUACCAUACACUGUCCUAUACUACCCUAUACUCCCUAUACUACCAUAUACUGUCCUGUACUCCCUAUUCUCCCUAUACUACACUAUACUACCAUACACUGCCCCAUACUACCCUAUACUACACUAUACUAUUAUAUACUGUCCUGUACUCCCUAUACUACACUAUACUACCAUACACUGCCCCAUACUACCCUAUACUAACACUAUACUAUUAUAUACUGUCCUGUACUCCCUAUACUACACUAUACUACCAUACACUGCCCGAUUCUAUCCUGUUCUCCCUAUACUACACUAUACUAUCAUAUACUGUCAUGUAUACCCUAUUCUCCCUAUAUUACACUAUGCUACCAUAAACUGACCUAUACUACCCUACUUUCACUAUACUAAACUAUACUACCAUACACUGCCCUAUACUACUCUUUACUGCCCUAUACCUAAACUACACUAUACCUCCCUAUACUCCUUACAGUACACUAUACUACCAUACACUGCCCUAUACUCCCUAUACUAGACUACACAACCAUAAACUGCCCUAUUUUCACUAUAAUACACAACACUAACCUAUACUACCCUUCAUUGCCCUAUACUACACUAUACAUCAUGUCCCCUGUAUUGCCCUAUACCUACACUAGCCUAUAUUACUCUUUACUACCCUAUACUCCCUUAACUACACUAUUCUUCCCUAUACUCCUCAUACUACACUAUACUACCAUUCACUGCCCUAUACUCCCUAUAAUACACGAUACUACCAUAUACUGUCCUAUACUACACUAUACAACCAUACACUGCCCCAUACUACCCUAUUUUCACUAUACUACACAAUACUACCGUUUACUACCCUUUAUUGCCCUAUAUUACACUAUACAUCAUGUCCCCUGUAUUGUCCUAUACCUCCGUACACUAGCCUAUAUUUUGCACAAAGUUCUAUUUUAUAUUUACCAGACAACUACAGAAACUCCAGGGCCAGGAAAGGUUUUGUUCUGACGACACUUCCGUGAAGGUCAUCUGAAUCUUUUCAUAUUUGUAUCAUCUUUCAUAUUUGAUUUGUCUUUGUUUCUUGUCUUUCUUUGUUAAAUAUUUCAGGCCUGUGGUGUUUUUGUGCUUGUGCUGGAGUAAGACAGGAGAAUGAAAGCUGCUGAUCGAUGCUUGUGCUUUAUUGUGUUCUAAAGAGCUUCUGAAGUCCAUGCAUGAAGUGUAGCAAAGCUAAUGUCCUACUUCUGAAUCACCCCGGCUCUUUCAAAGAGCCCAUCAAGCUGAGGCUAUGGAUGCAGAUUAGAGUAAAUAAGACUCUUGAAGAUAUUUUCAGAGGCGAGCCCACCUCACUGAGUGGCUUAGUGAUGGCUGAGCCUCCAAACUAAGCUUCACAUUACAUAUAACUACCAGCCUGUGUCACAUUCAUGCAAAAUAUGUUAUGUAUAAAUGCUGCAAUGAAAACUGUAGAGGGUAUCCACCUGUUCCACUUGUAGGAACACCAGCAGGAACAAUGGUACACUUGCAGGAAUAUGUUCUACGGUACACAAAGAGGAACACAAAUCUCCUCCUGUAGGAGCUCUUGUAUACCUACAGGAAUAUAGCUACACCUAAAGGAACCUUGAGACUCCUGUAGAAGCUCUGCUAUACCUACAGGAACAAACCUACAGGAAUAUUUAGACUCCUGUAGAAGCUCUGAUUUACCUACGGGAACAUUGAAACUCCUGUAGAAGCUCUGGUAAACCAACAGGAACAUUGAGACUCCUGUAGAAGCUCUGCUAUAUCUACAGGAACCAACCUACAGGAACAUUAAGACUCCUGUAGAAGCUCUGGUAUACCUACAGGAACAUUGAGACUCCUGUAGAUGCUCUGCUAUAUCUACAGGAACCUUGAAACUCCUGUAGAAGCUCUGCCAUACCUACAUGAACCAACCUACAGGAACAUUGAGACUCCUGUAGAAGCUCUGCUACACCUACAGGAACAUUGAGACUCCUGUAGAAGCUCUGCUACACCUACAGGAACAUUGAGACUCCUGUAGAAGCUCUGCUACACCUACAGGAACCUUGAAACUCCUGUAAAAAGCUCUGCUAUACCUACAGGAACCAACCUGCAGGAACACGAACCAACCUACAGGAGACUACUGUAGAAGCUCUGGUAUACCUACAGGAACAUUGAGACUCCUGUAGAAGCUCUGUUCUAUCUACAGGAACCUUAAAACACCUGUAAAAGCUCUGCUACACCUACAGGAACCAACCUACAGGAACAGGAACUAACCUACAGGAGACUCCUGUAGAAGCUCUGGUAUACCUACAGGAACAUUGAGACUCCUGUAGAAGCUCUGCUCUAUCUAUAGGAACCUUAAAACUCCUGUAAAAGCUCUGCUAUACCUACAGGAACCAACCUACAGGAGACUCCUGUAGAAGCUCUGGUUUACCUACAGGAACAUUGAAACUCCUGUAGAAGCUCUGCUACACCUACAGGAACAUUGAGACUCCUGUAGAAGCUCUGCUACACCUACAGGAACGUUGAAACUCCGGUAGAAACUCUGCUAUAUCUACAGAAACCAGCCUACAUGAACCUUGAGACUCUUGUAAAAGCUCUGCUACACCUACAGGAACAUUGAUACUUUUAUAGAAGGUCUGGUAUACCUACAGGAAUCUUAAAACUCCUGUAGAAGCUCUGGUAUACCUACAGGAAUCUUGAGACUCCUGUAGAAGUUCUGAUAUACAUACAAGGACAAUUGCCUUUCACUAAUUGCCCUAGUGAAACACUGGCACACCUACAUGAACUACAGGAACACUUCAGAAUGCUUAUAUACCAGCAGGAAUGGUGGCACACCUACAGGAGCACUCGUAUACCAGCAGGAACUCAGGCCUCGGACCUGGGACACAUGCAAAACCAAUGGUAGACAUAUCUGAAAUGCUUAUAUGCUUACAGGAACACUUGUUGACCUGCAGGAACACUGGUAGAUCUAUCAAAAUUCUGAAACAUCUGCAGGAACACUGGCAAACCUACAUGAACAUUUGCACAUCUACAGAAAAAACUGGUAAAACUGGUAGACCUGGUACGCCAGGAGGAAUGUUGGUACACCCACAUGAGCAUUUGUACACUUGUACAUUACAAAGAGAAUAUUUUGUCUUGGAUGCUGAGCGUUUUAUAGGUUGAUGUUUUGUUUCCUUCACCAAUAAAUCUCAUUUGUAUUCUGUGUA